CCGGGCUCACCCUCGCCAUUGUCUGUCUGCGCGGCAGCUGGCCGCGAUGCUGAAGGGCUCCGCGCCCCCUCAGAGGCGGCUGCAGGAACGAGCUCCAGCCCCGGGGAGCAGCCACCCCGCCUGCUGAAGAUUGAAACUUUGCGUCUCUGCCGCGCCCUCUCCUCUUGCUUCCCCUCGCCGGCCCGGCUCGCCCAUCUCCAUGCGCUGAGCGGCCCCAUGGACGCCUUCAGCGCCGCCAAGGCCAAAAUGGGGGCGAAGAGCGGUGGCGAGGUGGCGGCAGCAGCGGGGCUGGCCGCGCCUCAGCCCGCCGCGCUGGCCCCCAGCCCCGCCGGUCCCGGCUCGCCUGCGGCUCCCGAGCCCGCCGCCUACAAGCUGGAGGACCUGGAGACCCUGGCCACCGUGGGCACGGGUACCUUUGGGCGUGUUCAUCUGGUGAAGGAAAAAAUGGCCAAACGUUACUUUGCACUGAAAGUGAUGAGCAUUCCUGAUGUCAUUCGACUGAAGCAAGAACAACAUGUACACAAUGAAAAGUCAGUCCUGAAAGAAGUCAACCACCCCUUUUUGAUCAGAUUAUUUUGGACCAACCAUGAUGAACGUUUUUUAUAUAUGUUAAUGGAAUAUGUGCCAGGAGGAGAACUGUUCAGUUACCUGCGCAACAUGGGACGUUUCAACAACAGCACAGGACUGUUUUACUCUACAGAAAUUAUUUGUGCAAUAGAGUACCUGCACUCCAAAGAAAUAGUUUACAGAGACUUGAAACCUGAAAAUAUAUUACUAGACAAAGAAGGACAUAUCAAGCUUACUGAUUUUGGAUUUGCUAAAAAGCUGGUGGAUAGGACGUGGACACUCUGUGGCACUCCUGAGUACCUUGCACCAGAAGUUAUACAAAGCAAAGGCCAUGGAAGAGCUGUGGAUUGGUGGGCCCUAGGAAUUCUUAUAUUUGAGAUGUUGUCAGGGUUUCCUCCAUUUUUUGAUGACAAUCCAUUUGGUAUAUAUCAGAAGAUUCUUGCUGGCAAAAUAGAUUUCCCGAGACAUUUGGAUUUAUAUGUAAAAGACCUAAUUAAGAAGCUGCUUGUGGUUGACAGGACAAGACGAUUAGGAAACAUGAAGAAUGGAGCAGAUGAUGUGAAGAGGCAUCGAUGGUUCAGGUCUGUAGAUUGGGAUGCUGUACCUCAAAGGCGACUAAAGCCUCCCAUAGUACCAAAAGUAUCCAAUGACGGAGAUACUUCCAAUUUUGAAGCUUAUCCUGAAGAUGAUUGGAACAAGACACCUCCAGUACCCCCUAAAGAUCUAGAAAUUUUCAAGAACUUUUGAAUGCAGCAUCUACACUGGACCAGAAACUGGAAGGAAACUGAAGUGCUAAGAGCAAGUCUGAAGGAAAAUGGAAUUACUACAAAAAUGAAGACUUUCUUUGUGCAUAAGAAUGAUACUGCAUUCAGAUAUGUGUAUUAGUAUAUAGUAAUUAUCUAAAGAGUUGGAGGCAGGCAAGAAUAAUUCUUUGCUGUAAACAUUUGACAUUAGUUUAGUAAGUUGUAAUAUUGAUAGUCUCCUCUGAAGUGGACUCAUUAAAAUGAUAUAUUAGGAUUUUUUUUAACUUAUGGUUUAGUUAAGUUUCCUGCUAUUCCCAGAUCCUUUUUGCAUAGUUAAAUCAUAGAAUUAAUUUUCUAAGUUUAUACUAAACUUGUGUAAUUGAAAGCACAAAUUAGUAUAUAUGUAUAUAAUGAAUACAAUACAACUAAAGAUGUAAAUUUUUGUAUUUUGCAGAGUCUAUGAUUUUUAUUUUUCAAAUAAUGUUUUUCAAGAAGCUCUCUAGGAAUAAAAAUCUUGAAAGGAUAAAUGAGUUUUUCAUCAUCUUAAAUGCAUUUUAUAAUUCUUUGUAAAAAAUAAAAGUAAUUAAGUUUUAAAAUAUAUUUGUAUCUAAAAUUUCCAAUGCCUCACACUUGCAACCAUAGUACUUGAAAGCAGAAAGACAAGGGCAUGUUCUGUUGUCUGUUAAGAUACAUCUUAAUGGCUAAUUUAUGAAGUUCUAUUACAGUGAUGUUUCUUUACAAACCAGGAAUGUUGAGUGAGUAUACACUGUCUGAAAUGAGAUCCCUCACAUGAAGACUCUCUGUAAACAUGCAAUUCAGUGCAUACUGAUAAAGGGCUCUUACAGAAGUUGUUCCCUCUUGAGCUUGCCUUCUUCUCCAUGAUCCAUAACAGACUUUUUCAUUACUGAAAUAGUUGUUAUUGAAUCCUUGGCAAGUCAGAAUAUUGGAGGGAAGACUGAAUAUAUGUUAAAGCCUGAUUUUUCUGCUCCUGCUUUUGGAAAUGUCCUAAAGCCUCUGCUGCCAGGAGUUCCAUAUGUACAGAGUUCAAACCUUAGACGUAAGGAGUCUCUUUUUCAUUAUGUACUGACAUCUUUCUAGCAGCAUGAGUACACUGUAUUUAGGAAUUAUUUGCAAAAACAGCUUAUUUUAAGUAGCACCAAAUGUCUUUAUGUGCAUAUGUAUGUAUCUAUGUAUAUGAAUACACAUAAAUGUGAAGGUAGAUUGUAUACAAAAGUCAGGACCUUUUUUAGGGUUUUUUCAUGUUACAUAUUGUGAUACUUGUGUUAAUACAGAGGAAUUGAUUUCAAAGUGUUUUGAUCUCAAAAAAUAAAUACAUUCUUUCAGAUGUUGUGGUUUUAGAUAACUUUUAGUGAAAUUAUUACAUUUAGACGCAAAAAGAAAAUUUUUGAAAGCUCAUCAGCUCACUGGAGUCCCACUGCUAUGACUAUUGUGUCUACAUAAAACUGUUUAGGUAGGUCACACAGAGUUUCUCCCACAAACUGUUAUCCACAUUUUUGAUCUGAAAUUACAUACAAAAUGUAAGCCAAAAAUUUAAUUUUUCUGAACUAAACCCUGAAUGCUUAUGGAGUAGACAUUCUAGUAGUCACUCAUGAAAUUAUCAUUAUUAUAAUUUUAUGACAAAGCUGCAGCUGGAGUCUCCUUGUGGAAAAAUGACCUCCAUUUUCUUUUAUUUAGUUCUAAAUGGUACAGAAGUGCUGUUGAGAACUUGCAAUUUGUAGGGUAUUAGAUAUUUUUCUUCAUAAAACAAGUCUAAUUUAAGAGAUUGCAGGAUACCUCAAAGUGGUAGUUCUGGAAUAUCACAAACUAUUUUUGAUGUUACACAAGUGCCACAGUAAAUACUGUGUAGGAAUGUAUAAUGAAUACAGGCAAAGCCAUAGGAAAUUGUAAUUUUAACCUGACAAAAGUACCUUGCUCUCUUGAAAAAAGGAAUCUGGUCCACUUUUUUUAUCUGUGUCAUUACUUAUUCCAAAUAAAUCAGAAAAACUCAAGCACAUAAAACACAGCUUAUUUUGUCCAAGAGGAGCAAGCACAGUUCAAUAUUAUUUUUUUCUUAUUUGUAAGCUUAACAGUAUUGUGUGGAAUCUGAGUACUACAAAACAAAUUUCUAAAAAAAUGUACAUAUUGCAACAAGGGUAGUGUGCUAAAUAUAUUUUUUUUCUGUACUGUGUUGGAAAUCUUCAAAGCUGAGGAAAUGAAGCUGCAUUUGACUAACGUGCCACAUUGGUGGCUAGAAGUUUUGAAUGCUUGAACAACAGGAGAUAGUGGAUUUUCUUUUUAUAAAUCUUCUCCAUUGCUGGCAGUGGAUGCACUGACACUCAUUAUGAUAGAGACUAAAUAAACAAAUACAGUCUUAUUAAUAAUGCUAAUCCGUUGACUUUACAUUGUUUCCAGAGCCAUGUGUACAUAAUAUGCCUAACUACUGACCUCCUCAACAUGCUUUCUAGUACAAAACUCCCUUCAUUAUUUUUUUUAAACUAAAAUCCUUACCUAAAAAAACCUAUCAAACAACACAAACAUUUUUGAAGCAUCAUUUUAAACGACUGGUUAUUUUCUCUACAGUCUUGAACUUCGUAAGUUUUUAUUGCCUGCUCAUUUUGUUUAUUUGCACAAGUGAGUCUGUUUUGUUUUAAGUCUUUGCUGGGACUUCAUGGCCCACUAAUGUAGUUCUUUUUGAGUGCUCAUGCAGAAGUCCCUGAUAUACCCUGCACUAAGGACUCUGCAUUUACCUGUGGGGUUUUUUUAAACAGACUAGAACACUUUUAUAUUCUAUUCAAGUAUGAUAUUAUCUGAAGUUCAUUUUAUUGUGGUUGCUUCUGUUAACAUGUUUUUGCACAUUGAGUGUUGCAUAAGGACUGUUUUCUUGCAAGAGCCCGUAGGCCUUUGGUGUUUUGCUUUGGUGAACAAGAAUGUUAAAACAUUAAAAAAACAACCUUUAUUUUUGAGUCUUCUAUCUAUAUUUUUUAAUUGUCCAAUUUGAGGUUUUAAGUGAUAAACAUGCAUUGUAAACUCAAUUGCCUUGUAACCAAAUUAUAUAAAUACUUCAUUAUUUCAAUGGAGAACGUGCUGUAGAUUUUUCUGUAAAUUAGCUUGAUAAAUUGUGUGCUACUGAGCUUUAACUAAUGUGGUCUUCCACUGUAGAAAGUCAUUGUUAAUGGAUCAAAUAUAGGUACUAAACUAUGUUUAAAUGGAUGAACAGGGAUUUUGCAGUUUUGAAAGCAACAAAGAUGUGGCUGUUCCUCAGCCUAUCUGCUUGCCAUUCAGAAGAGUUUUGAUGCAGUGCUUCCUAUGCUAUAGAAUUAUUCUUCAGCUUUCAAUGACUGUAGCAUUAUUCCUUUUUGUACUGUACUGUGUACAGACUUUCCAUGUUUUGCACUUUUCUAUGGCAAACUUUGCUUUAUAAAUACUCUGUUGUGUAGUAAGUAGUGAUAGUGGUAGCAGGCAUUUGUGUACUGCAUAAUCAGUUUGAAUUGCUAGACUUAAAAGGUUAACUUGGACUAACGUUGUGUGUUGCUGGUUGCUUGUUGUAGCUCACAUGUGUAAGUACUGUUCAAAGUUACAAAGUCAGCCCUCAUUGCACAAUGAAAAUCACUGUGAUCUGUACAUAAACCCUAGUAAAAUUUUAUUGCAUUUUAAUUUAUGUAAUAUCUGUCAAAUCUGGAUUCAUUUAAUAAACCUUUAUAUCUUUUUAAA
This is a messenger RNA of Apus apus (common swift), 5021 nucleotides long. RefSeq names its product protein kinase cAMP-dependent X-linked catalytic subunit (gene PRKX). Lineage: Eukaryota; Metazoa; Chordata; Aves; Apodiformes; Apodidae. The coding region runs from base 217 to 1314 and encodes 365 amino acids. Gene Ontology annotation, molecular function: ATP binding; protein serine/threonine kinase activity. The transcript has 9 exons. The record is from RefSeq and is a predicted model, not a curated record. Gene Ontology annotation, biological process: protein phosphorylation.